Messenger RNA from Budorcas taxicolor (takin), 1926 nucleotides. RefSeq names its product aprataxin and PNKP like factor (gene APLF). Bases 150 to 1664 code for a protein of 504 amino acids. Gene Ontology annotation, biological process: double-strand break repair. The transcript is spliced from 10 exons. The record is from RefSeq and is a predicted model, not a curated record. Gene Ontology annotation, cellular component: nucleus; site of double-strand break. Gene Ontology annotation, molecular function: protein binding; DNA-(apurinic or apyrimidinic site) endonuclease activity; 3'-5' exonuclease activity. NCBI's taxonomy places the organism in Eukaryota, Metazoa, Chordata, Mammalia, Artiodactyla, Bovidae.
GCGCAGCCGGGGCACACUUGAGGGCAGUCUUUGCUUUACCUCCGCUUGUGUUUCUUGGGGCCUCUCUGCGUCCCGCGCCUGUCGUUGGAAGCCGGAAACGGUUGCAGGGUCUCGCUCCUUGCGAAGGGGUCUAUUUAAUCCUCGCCGCCAUGUCCGGGGGCUUCGAGCUGCAGCCGCAGGACGGCGGCCCCCGGGUGGCCCUGGCGCCCGGGGAGACGGUCAUCGGCCGCGGGCCGCUUCUGGGAAUAACAGAUAAGAGAGUGUCCAGAAGACAUGCCAUUCUUGAAGUGGUGGGUGGUAAGCUUCGAAUCAAACCGCUACACAAAAAUCCAUGUUAUUAUCAGUCUUCUGAGAAGAGCCAGCUCUUACCAUUGAAGACAGAUAUAUGGUGCUGGUUGAAUCCUGGAGAUCGCUUUUCUUUAUUAGUUGACAAAUACAUUUUCUGUGUCUUGUCCACACAUUCUGAAACGGAAAUGGAGUGUACUUUAAGAAAUAGUCAAAUGCUUGAUGAAGAUGAUAUAUUGAAUGAAACACCAAAAUCUUCCUCAGUUGAUUUGCCUGAUAAAACACCCAGUGCUCCACAAUUGGAAAGAAGCACAGAAACAGCGAGUUCCCAGACCACUGCAAAUAAUGUGUCUUUCAUAGGUGAAAGUAGAGACCUGAGUAAGCAACAGCCAAAUCCUUCCCAGAGGAAAAGAAUCCUCCCAGCAUGGAUGUUAACAGAAAAUUCAAGUGAUCGGAACCUUUCAGUCAUCAGUGGAGAUAAUAAUGUAACCCGGGAAAGUGAAAAAGAAAGAGUCUGCAAAGAUAAAACCCAACGAAACAUAACACAGCAAGGAAAAAAGCGAUUAAUUUCAUCAGGAAGUGCAGAAAGUACAUCAGCAGAGCAAGACACAGGAAAAAAGUGCAAAAAUGAUGAUCAGGAAGAGUCUAUCAUUUCAUCCAAGGAAAUGCCACAGUCAUUUUCUGCAGCCAUGUUACAUAACACAGAGGUAAAUAACACUAAGACUAAUCCACAGAGAAGCGAAAUCCCAGUAGAGGCACUUGGUAAGGUUUCUGAACAUAAAAUCAUCACUAAGGGAAGUUCAAAUGAAGACAGCAUGGCGAGAAGUUGUUCUGAGAGUUGUUCCAGUACCCUGAGCAAGUCUUUCUGUGAUGAGCCUCAAAAAUCUCAUCCUGAGUCCAGCUCUAAUACACCCAGUCCUGAAUGUGUGCAGGCGAAGGCAACCGAUUCAGUUCCAAAUGGUUCUGAAGAAAACAAGGUCCAGAGAACGUCCUGCAUGUAUGGGGCAAACUGCUACAGGAAAAAUCCUGUCCACUUUCAACACUUCAGUCACCCUGGUGAUAGUGAUUAUGGAGGUGUAAACAUCACGUGUCAAGAUGAAGCUGAUGACCGGCCUGAAUGUCCCUAUGGAGCAUCUUGUUAUAGGAAGAAUCCCCAGCACAAGAUAGAAUAUAGACAUAGUACAUUUCCAGUGAGAAGCAUUUCGGAUGAAGAUGACAAUGAAUACAACCUGAAUGACAGCUUUAUAGAUGAUGAGGAAGAAGAAUACGAGCCAACAGACGAAGAUUCCGACUGGGAACCAGGAAAGGGAGACCUAGAGAAGGAAGACAUGGAAGGGCUUUUGAAAGAAGCAAAAAAAUUUAUGAAAAGAAAAAAGUGACUCCUCUGCAGUCAUAUAUGGCUCAUAUUUACUGUUUCUUUAUGGAAAAAUAAUUCAGGAAGCACUUAAGGGAUAAUUGUUUUUCUGCCUUUUAUGGUUACGACUUUACUAUUGACUCUUCACAAAUGAAACAUUGAAUGUCACCCUUCAGUGUAGUGGAUGAAAUUUGUUUUGUUGCUUUGCUUUUUCUAUGUUAUUUCAAACAUCUGGAAAUACAGAUGAGUUAAAAAGCAUACAGAGAGUUAAAAAGAAAUGAUAUUUU